Messenger RNA from Candidula unifasciata, 1848 nucleotides. The record is from the annotation of a GenBank genome assembly. Lineage: Eukaryota; Metazoa; Mollusca; Gastropoda; Stylommatophora; Geomitridae.
AUGGGUUCAGUAAACAGUGACAGCGUAAUAAACAUUAGUAGGGUUGGGGAUGAGCAUAGUUUACAUUCCGAGGACUUGCCUGGUUACAACCUAGAGGCAUACACUGUGGUACUGUCCACUGCAGCUCAUGUCCUGUCCACACUGUUUGGAGGCAGCAGUAACAUCGCGGUCAUCGUUGCCAUCACUACACGUCGCAACAUCAACAAGUACAGUUAUGCACUUGUCCUGACUCUUUUCCUGGCAUGCUGCAGUCUCAACUUCAUCUGGAGUCCGUUAGAAGUUGCAGACCUUAUAAUGUUCCAUUUCUCACACCGGCAUCCUUUCAACAGUUAUGUUCCAAUCAAAACAUAUUUCUACCUGUUUCUCAUUCUUCUUAUCAGUUUCAUUAUCUUACUCAUGUCGAUAGAAGCCAUAUUUAAAAUAAAACAUUGUUUCGGAAAAAUACUGAAAAAAAUCUGGCCGCUGGCUUCAACUGUCACAGCUCUAUUUUGUUCUGGAUUACUGGCAGUCAUCUUCUUCGUAAAAUGUAUCAACACUGAGCACAUCUUUAGAUGGACAUACACGGUCAUCGAUAACGGCGCCAGAUCCACAAUUCUGGCGUUUACUGCUUUGGCAUUUUGUACCGUGUGUGUGGCUUUGUUUAUUAUUUUGGCUUUUAUAAUCAAAGAAUCGGUUUACUUUGAAAGUGGACGCCCACAUUUCCGACAGAAGAAGAUCAAACUGGAUAUCCCAGAGUUCCUGAUUAGCCAGAGCAACGCCUGUGCGGACAACGAUGGCGGGUUUGAGCAUAGUCAAAGUGGGACGCCAUCGCCAACGACCCCGAAACUUCUGUCAGUGAUUAAUCCGGAGACAGGUGGGGAAGACUUGAGUCCAAUCCCAGAUCUUCCAGGACCAAUGGCGAAACCUACAGGAAACAGACUUGGAAUUAACAUGGCACAGGUACUGGGACGCCGUCGUCAUACCAUCUGCCAAAUUAGUGACUCCACCAGUGCCGCUGCUGUAUCGCCAGACCCAGCUUCUAGAGCCAAACAAUACAACUACGUAAGAAAGUUCUCCGUUGACAUCUCUGCUCUGCAGGCUCAGCUCCAGAACCCGAAGAUCUGCAAAGAUGCGCCAUUUCAGUCAGACAUUGAUAUUUCCAAGAGACCUGCUUCAGAGAAACCAGAAAUUCCCAAGCCUCUUUUACCACAGAAGCCAUUAACAGGAAGCUUCAAUGAGAAAAUUGAGGCUUUUACGGAAAAGGUUAAACAAGAUAAAGUAGAAUCUCCUGCUGGUACUAACAACCAACCUCCUCCAGUCAUAAUGGUUUCCAAUGAUGACGCCCCAGUCAGUACUAUGGAUACUGAACAAGACAACAACCAAAACGAAACUGACGUUUCACAUGAGACAUUCCAGGAACAAAUUAAAACAAACCCCAACUCAGAAAAUAAAAACCACAAACCGAAUUCCCUCAUAUUCACAAAAUCCACUGAAGAAGAAGAUCACAUGUCUCCAACAUUAGAGAGCGCUACAAGUGACCACAGCAACGCUGACUCAGACUUCCGUAAAAUGGCACGGUUAACUCUUCUUCUGAGCUUGACAUUCAUUUUGCACAUGUUGCCUGUUCUAGCCAUGGAAGUAUUGAAGGCAACACUGAGUCUCGACGCAUUUAUCAACAUCUCCACGUGUACCAUCGCUGUUUCCAGCGUUCAGACCAUCGUUUACCCUCAUCUGAUCAUCUGCUGCGAUGACGUGGUUCACAGAGCUAUCCACAAAGUGAAGAAACGAACUCAGAUCGCCUGCUGCUGUCGUAGUGACCUGGACGCUCAUAGCCAGGUGGAUGACAGUUCCAGCGUCAGUCAAGUGUAA